Monodelphis domestica (gray short-tailed opossum) is the source of this 3006-nucleotide messenger RNA. It is a transcript of the gene NICN1, whose product is annotated as nicolin 1, tubulin polyglutamylase complex subunit. Gene Ontology annotation, cellular component: nucleoplasm. Lineage: Eukaryota; Metazoa; Chordata; Mammalia; Didelphimorphia; Didelphidae. The record is from RefSeq and is a predicted model, not a curated record.
AGGGCGGGCUACAAGGGUUAUGAAAGGGAAGGUGAUUGGUUGAAAGGGAGCUUCCGGAUGUCCUUCCGGCCUAGUCUGGGACGCUACUGAAUGCUGAUAGGACAAAUUGCUGUCAGGCUGCAAGGUCUGCCGGGAAGUGUAGUUUUCCUGGAUCCGUAUUCUCAGACCCCAGAAGGGCUUCCAUGCAGCGGCCGCCGGCGCCAUGUCCCGGGUGCAGGUGCCCUGUCACAUCAAAGGGGCUGUGGCGCUGCAGGUGGGCGAUGUGCGGACGGUUCAGGGCCGGCCCGGCGUCCUGGUCAUCGACGUCACCUUCCCCACUGCCGGGCCUUUUGAGUUACAGGAGAUCACUUUUAAAAAUUAUUAUACAGCCUUCUUGAGUAUCCGUGUGCGUCAGCUUGGAUCCCCCAACCACUCACCCAACAAAUGGAUUACCUGUUUACGAGACUACUGUUUAAUGCCCAAUCCACACAAUGAGGAAGGAGCCCAGGAAUAUGUGUCUCUAUAUAAGCAUCAGAUGCUGUGCAACCUGGAGAAGGUGUUGGAGCUCCGCCUGAUCUUACGGCAGCCAUCUCCACUGUGGCUUAACUUCACGCUGGAGGAGUUGCAAUUUUUUCAACAUGGGCCACAGAGCCCUUCGUCAGCCUUUACCAAGUGGCUCUCCCACCCAGCACCCUACGAACAGCCAUCUCUCCUCCUUCAGCAAGCCCUCCCUGACCCAGAUAAGGUCUCUUCAGAGGUACAGCAGAUGUGGAUGCUGACUGAAAUGAUCCGGGCCAAUCGUACUACAGCCAGAAUUGGUCGCUUUGAUGUGGAUGGCUGUUAUGACUUGAACCUGCUCUCCUACACGUGAACCCUCCCUCGAGGUUGUUUGGCCUCCAGACUUUGUUCGUGACUGAAAUGCUUUACUUUUUAUUCCUGCUGAGGACCAAGGCCAUCCUCAAACAAAAAGAGGCCCAGUAUCCCUUGUCUGCUCCCAGAAUAUCAUUCUCCUCUUUGCUUCUAGUUAGGAUUGCCAAACCUUCUUGGUAUUGAUAAACAGCUUGAAUAUAAGCUCUGGUUGGAAACUCUCCCAUUCCCUGACUUCAGCCUGAACUCUGAGAUGCUGACUUUCCCUCCUUCCCUGCCUCAGCUUCAUCAUAAAAACUCACCAAUGUUUUUUCUUUAGAACCAUUGUGUGCAUAGUAUUGACAUGCUCUAUUCCUUCUAGCACCUUUCACACCUGUGGAUAGUUAUAAGUCCUACCUGUGUAUUACCUAAAUAGUAACUUAUGUCUUCCUAUUGUUUCUGAUCCUGAGCUCAUUUGGACUUGGGAUUACUCCUCCCUAGAGUAUAAUUUUUGUCCACAUACCUGUCAGCAAUAUCAGGUCUUUCAACCAAGCAAGUGUUUUUUAAAGGGUCUACUAUGUGUCCCAUACUGUACUAGGUGGGGAGGAAUACAAAGACAUAAUCCCUGCCCUCAAAGAGCUUACAUUCUAAAGACAUGUACAUAUAUAGGUAUAUACAAAAGACCGAAUUUGAGCUAGUUUUCUACCUCUUUCCUGGAUCUGGCUUAAUUCUAAACCUUUAAAGCCAAACCUGAACUAAUAUUUUGGUCUUUGGAAAUUUCACAGUCAUGGAAAACUGCAAGCAAUAGCCAUUGUCUAAAUAAUAGUCCAAGUAGAGAGAGCCCAAAGGUAUUUGGGAAAGGAUCCCCCAUUUCAUCCUCUGAACUGACUAGAACCCCUCUCAGAUACCCCUGAGAUUCCGCAGGUUGUCAGCUGCAAAGCAACACCUUUUUUCCUAGUCAGAUUAUGCAAUCACAGAUUGGAGAAAGAAGAAGAGUUGAGAGAGAGCUGGAGCUGGAUGGAUUGGGACCUGUUUUAGGACUAGAUUACUCCUCUCUUUUUCUCCCAGUCUCUCUUCCAGCUCUCUUCCCCUUCCCCACCUCCCCAGACAGGUUUAUCUUUGCCGAUGCUGAGCUAUGCUGAGCCAGGCAGACACUCUACCUAUCAUCUAAUCCUCAAAGUCUAUGCCAUGCUAUCAAGGGUACUUGCUUCAAAUGAGUCUUCUUUUGAGUAUACUACUUCCAAUAGGUAGCCAACUUCCCUACUGUGAUUAAAAGGAAUAAUGCAUUAUCCCAGUUUUGGUGCCCAGCACAGUUUAUUACUAAUAAUACUUCAGUACUUGGCAAGCCAUGAAUUAGUCUGUUGAACUCAGGGACGAAGUACAGAACAGGAGUUGGCAGCAGAAAGAUAUUCCUAUAAAAAAAUAUGGGCCACUUUAUUCAGGUGGACAGCAGAAGCCUGCCAGAUCUUUGUUCUCUUAACUACUGCAGAAUUUUGGUUGUGUAGCUCCUGCUAGGCUAGCAGUACUCUAAAGACUAGAUUAGUACUCAGAAGUAGGAGCUUAUGAUGGCUCAGCAGCCAAAGAGUUAAUUGUUUUGACUAUUACUUCCCCCCCCCCUCCUUUUUUAAUUAAAGUUUAACUAUUUUUCUCCUUAAUGUCCUCUUCUGACCACAAAAGUAGGGCUUGAUCUCUUCCAAAAGCUAAAUUCCUUCACAUUCCACACAGGCUUAUUUGCUCAGCUAUCACCACAGUGCAAUGACCCCAGCAUUCCCUUGGGAGUCAGGGACAGGUUUAGUUUAUUUUCAGAUAUGGAAGCCAAAGAGAUAGAAAUUCAGUUGGGGUGAAUAGACCAUUCCUAUUGUGUGUACCUGGAUGAGUUGACAAAUUUCUUAAUAAAUUCAACAAGUAUUGUAUCUUAAAGCUUACAGGGAUAAGCAAAUCCACUCCAUAGGGCAAAAGGGGAGGGAAGAGGUGGGAAUGAUUUCAAACUGUUGCUAGGAUUCCCAGAUUCUGAUCCUUAUCUCCAAGCAGGCAGGCCUCUAAGUUCUGCAGGCUUUGGUAAUGUUAUAGAUGAGGGAACAAUUUUCCAUAAAAGUUGUUUUGUUGACAAGUCACAGUAAGAAGCAGAUACGGCUUUCAAACUCGGGUCUUUUGAUUCCAAAUAUAUUGCUUUUCCCACGA